AUGAAAAAAGACUUGAAACAUCAAUUACAUAAAGAAAUAUUUAAAACCAAGAUUAUAAAGGAAUUAAUAGUAUUGGGUAAAGAAAGAAAAGUUAUAGUUCAAGUAGAUAAAGCAGAAGCAGCGGCAGCAGCAGCAACAGGAGUAUACAUUGAAACUUGUUUUGUUGGAAGAGAAGCUGUCAGCUGGUUAAUCGAUCAUCACAAGGAAUUUAAAACAAGAGACGAGGUUAAACAAUACCUAUCACAAUUACUUAAACAGAUAGAUAGAUUCAAGUUGGCCGAGUACACUGGUUGGUGGAACAUGAGAGAUAUCUUCAUCUUCUCUUGUUAUUGUAAUCAAAAUCAAACUAAUAAUAAUAAUAAUAAUAAUAAUCAUAAUCAUAAUCAUAAUAAUAGUAGUACUAAUAAUUUAGAAACAAUAAUAGAAACAACAACAACAGCAAUGGAUUCACCACUCAAAGCAUCAGGUCAUCAUUUUAAGGAUGAUGGAUCAUUUUAUGCUUUUACAGAUAAUAAUAGUAACAAUAAUAAUAAUAAUACCAACAACAAUCCACUUGGUGGCAGUAUACCGAUUGGAGCAGGCACAAAUAAUAAUAAUAAUAAUAGUAUGAGUAAUAGUCUCGAAACUCAACUUUUAGUCACGCCAAGUAGCGUGUUUGUCAACUCUUCCUCUGCCAAUCACAACAAAUACUCUAAAAGAGGAGGUGCCAAUUUAAACAAAGACGAGUUAUUUCAACUUGGACUAGAUUUAAUGCAUAGUGAAAAAGGAUUAAAAUUACAAAAGAGAAAGAAGAACUUUUUAGCAGCACCAACCAGUUGUUUUAGUGGCCAACAAAUCAUAGAUUGGCUCUCUGAGAAUUUGUGUAUCUCACGAAAGGAGAGUCUAGUGGUAGCCUAUAAAUUGGUCAAUUUAAAUAUAUUCUUUGAAACUGGAAUCAACCCAAAUAAUAAUAUUAAUAAUCUGGAUUCUGGUUCUGGUGGCAACAAUAGUGCAGGUAGUAGUCCUACUGGUAGUUCUACUUCAAUAUCUUAUAGUAAUAAUAACACAUCAACAACAACAACAACAAAUAUUAAUAUUCGAGGAGGGGGAAGCGGCAAUAAUAUAGAUACAUCAUCAACAUCAUCGUUAUCAGCGUCAUUUGGCGCCAUGUUAUCAACUACACCAAGCGCAGUCGCAUUUUCACUCCCUCAUCAUCAUCAUACUCCUCAACCAUCAACCUCAGCGCAUAGUGGAAUUAGAGGCUCAACCUCUUUAAUGCCACCUCCAUCAUCAUCAACAACAUCAACAUCAUUAUUGUCGUCGUCACUAAAGACGUCGACUUCAUCUUUUAUGCCACCACCAUCAUCUCCACUCAAAUCCUCCUCAUCGACAUCUUUUUCCAAUCCCAAUAACCACAACAGUAUGAGUAGCAACGGUUUUAGACUUCCGGUCGAAGACAAUCCCGAUGUAUAUUACGAGUUUCUAACCAAACCAGAGGCCAUUAUCAGCCACGUCUCGAUGAAGCGACUAAGUGAACUCCAUCUUGCCCAUAAAACUUUACAAUCCAUUCCAACUACUAUUAUCAAUACUUUAAAUUAUCUAAAGGUAUUAGACUUUUCAUAUAAUGCAUUACAAGAUCAUUCAUCAUUAGAGUCAGUAUCAACAUUUAACAACAAUUUUGUAAAUAUUCCAACCUCUCAACAUGUCGGGCAACGUCAUCGUGUCCAUCCCCGAGUCGAUCCAGCACCUGUACAAGUCGCUUGCGCAUCUCGACCUGCGCAACAACAAGAUCACCAAGCUGCCCAAAGAGGUUGGGCUCUUGGCCAAGCUGCACACUUUGGACGUGUCGGGCUACAACAAGAUUGUUGA
This is a messenger RNA of Cavenderia fasciculata, 1848 nucleotides long. RefSeq lists its product as uncharacterized. NCBI's taxonomy places the organism in Eukaryota, Evosea, Eumycetozoa, Acytosteliales, Cavenderiaceae. The record is from RefSeq and is a predicted model, not a curated record. Gene Ontology annotation, biological process: intracellular signal transduction. The transcript is spliced from 9 exons. The coding region runs from base 1 to 1848 and encodes 615 amino acids.